This is a messenger RNA of Dovyalis caffra, 207 nucleotides long. The record is from the annotation of a GenBank genome assembly. NCBI's taxonomy places the organism in Eukaryota, Viridiplantae, Streptophyta, Magnoliopsida, Malpighiales, Salicaceae.
AUGCGUUCUGAAGAGAGUGAACGGAGUGUUCACAAUGUUCUCCAGCCAAAACACGCUGGCUCUGUCCUCCAUCUUCCCAAUGCACGUCGUCCUACAUGUUGCACAAAUGAGAAUGACAGUGGUAGCAACGGGGAAAAUGACAAGAGAAACGUCUGUGUUUUUUUGGCUUCAAGGAGGAAGGGUGAGGAUGGGUUUGCAGAGGAAUGA